GUCUUGCGUCCAACCCGAAAACAGCAGGGGAAGGUCUACUUUGGGCAGAACUUGGUCUGCCCAGACUCCCUAAAUCAAAUGGAGGGGAAGACAAUCAAAGUAGGAGAUCCUAUUUAUGUCAUCAAGAUGGCCUCUUCCUGUACUGAUGCAGCUGCAUGA
Molecule: messenger RNA, 159 nt
Organism: Ilex paraguariensis (yerba mate)
Lineage: Eukaryota; Viridiplantae; Streptophyta; Magnoliopsida; Aquifoliales; Aquifoliaceae
Source: the annotation of a GenBank genome assembly